GGGCCGCUCGCGCAUUGGACGCGGAACUUUUUCGAACGGACGCAUGGGGGGGAAAAAAAGAACCCCCCUGCGCGUCCAACUUCACCGCCUGAGAACAAAUACAGGUUCCCAGAGGCAGUGGUGGAAUGCAACCAGGCUGCUGGGAGGCCUGGUUUUACUGGAGCGUUUCCAGUCUGGAAAUGUCAACGGGUAUAAAUGUCAAAAGGAAAAGCUCUCUGUUCCACUCAAAUCAAAAACCUGGGGCUGAUUGGACCUUAUGACACCAAAACAUGAGCAGGUCUGUCAUGUCUAACUAGGCAUCCACUGCUUAAAUAGGGUAGAAAUCUGUCAGCAGCAUUAAAGAGACGUCCCACACUGAAAAGGUUAAGAUGGACAAAAGGACACAAACACUGACUGAGGAACAGUUUGGGGUGUCUGAACAAUAAAGCAGAGCAUUUGUAGGACAUGGUGGAGGUAAACGCAUGCUCUGAGGCUGCUUCGGUGCUCAGUUAGUGGGAAUGCACGGCAAAAACACAUUUGAAUUGCAUCUGUGGCCCAGCAGUAAAUGUCCAGAGUGUCAGGUGCCCAGCAGGGGGUGGUCUCCCCUCAGCACAGCUGCUGACCCUGCUCUUGUUCCUGAAUGACCGCUCCACAGAGGAGACCUCAGGUGAAAGUGCAGGUACUUUCGAUUGUGACAUUAAUAUCUUAGAAAUUGGCAGUAGAAGCUUUUAAGAAAAUAGUAAAAGAUUGUUAUGCAGCAUUAAGAAAUUAAAAAUAGAAUGAAGUGUUUAGAUGGAGUUUUUGUUAUCCUUAAACGUUCAUCUUAUCAAAAAGAGAAAACAAUCUCAGCUAAUGAAGUCGUGUGAUGGGUUCAACAGGAGUCGACCCCUAAGUGAGCUUCAGUUACAAACGUUUGCUCUCACGGCCGGACACAAACAAAGAGGCCAGUUAACUUUGAAAAGCUGCAUUUGUUGAUUUGACUUGCAAACAACCAAACUGACUUUUUACCAGCGGACACGUUGACAAUGCAUAGCAGCAGAUGCAGAGUGGUUACGCAACCAUUAGAGAGACGGUGCCUGACUGCUGGGUCAGAGCGGCUAUCAGGGAGGUCAAAGGUCAGGGGUUCACACAAAGUAAACUAAUUAAGAAUCCACUAUCGCUCCAUUUAAACCUUUAACGUCUGAUCGGUGCCUCCAUCGACCCGCCUGUGUUCUGUGUGAACGUCUACGUGACCGUUGCAUCAUCAUCAUCAUCAUCACACGUGGAUGCGAGGACCCGUUCCAUAGGCAGCACAGGAUCUGGUUUGAACCAGCGCAGAGCUGACACACAGACACACAGAGCAGCGGCCCGCUGGGGUGAGGAGCGUGCCUUUGUUUGCUGGACUCGCAUUCCUGCUCCUCCCCGCUCCGUCCCCUAUAAAAGCUCAGGCAGGGGCUGCAGCGCAUUCAGGUCCGCUUGCGUCCGCCCGAGGGGUCCUCACCACCAGCCCGGGCCCAGACCACCACGGCAGGAGCCAGCAGCCUCAACGCCCCCAUCCGCCACCGGAACCAGCCCACAAACAUGGCGCCCUUUGAGAAAUCCAUGGAGAUGAUGCCCUUCAAGCAGAGGAAAUGCCUCGCAACGAGAAAAGAUGAAGUGUGCAGCAUCCGCUCCAAAUUCCCCAACAAGUUGCCGGUGAUCGUUGAACGGUACAUCCGGGAGAAGACUCUCCCCCUGUUGGACAAAACCAAGUUCCUGGUCCCCUUCGAGCUGACCUUGGGUCAGUUCCUGUGCCUGCUCAGGAGCAAGAUCGCUCUGGACUCCAGCCAGGCCCUGUUCCUGCUGGUGGCGGAGAAGAGCGUGUCCUGCAUGUCCUCCAGCAUGGGCGAGAUUUACUCCCUCUACAGCGACGCCGACGGCUUCCUCUACUUCACCUACGCCUCUCAGGAGAUGUUCGGAGCACCUCACCCGGCACACAGGCCGCCGCACUGAGCGUCAUGCAUUCAACAAAAGUCUUCAAUAGUUGUGACACCACACGGUGGAAGCGGAGAGCAGCCCAGCGGGAGCCGGACGGGCCUUUGCUUCCAGCCCGGAGCCGUGAACUGGUGGCAUCCUGCCCCCGAAGCUCCAUGGACCUUUAAAACCUCUCCACCGUCCAUUUCUGUUGUGCUCAAAACCAGUGUGAGUUGGACGCGACUCACGCUAAUGAACUGUUUGUUCUGUUCUGGCCGCCUCGUGCGUUAAGUGCCAUGUGAUCUUAGCAGUAAAAGUAGAAAUCAAUCCACUGACCUGUUUUUGACUGAACUGUCAGAGCGAGUGCAGCGAUCGGCCUCUGGCUCUAGAUGUAAAGUUUUUCACUUCGGGUGUUUUCAUGUUGUUAUUGCAGGUCAAAACAAUCAUGUCUUCAUACUUCUGACAGAUCUUUCUGGGACUGAGACUCAUUCUUGGCACUUUAACCUCCCUCCUCUUCAUCGCUGACUUCCCUUAGAAAUGUGAACUUGUGAUCGGGCUCUUAAGACCCACAGCACAUGAAUGUUCAUUUAAUGUUCCUCUGAUGUUUUCCCCAUCCAGCUGUCAGUUUAUCAAUGAGCAAAUAAAUUCUUGUCCUUUCAUUUAAUAACUUGGACUGAGAAUUAUUCACGUUUUAAUAAAAACACCUCAUACAGUGAGAGAGCAUGUGUUAAGCCAGAUUUAGCUAAUGGCUCAUUUUAACCUGCAGUUCCUGGACAGACAUGUACAAGAAAUAGCACUUUAAUGGUUUGCAAAUUAAAAUAUCAAUAAAUAUAUGUUAAACACGAUCAAACAAAGACAUAACAUUAACUAUUAUUAUCAUUAACUACUGAACCCAGAGCACACACAGCCAGUCUGAC
This is a messenger RNA of Betta splendens (Siamese fighting fish), 2828 nucleotides long. It is a transcript of the gene map1lc3cl, whose product is annotated as microtubule-associated protein 1 light chain 3 gamma, like. The transcript is spliced from 4 exons. Lineage: Eukaryota; Metazoa; Chordata; Actinopteri; Anabantiformes; Osphronemidae. Gene Ontology annotation, cellular component: autophagosome membrane; cytosol; autophagosome. The coding region runs from base 1540 to 1950 and encodes 136 amino acids. Gene Ontology annotation, biological process: cellular response to nitrogen starvation; autophagy of mitochondrion; macroautophagy. Gene Ontology annotation, molecular function: ubiquitin protein ligase binding. The record is from RefSeq and is a predicted model, not a curated record.